Molecule: messenger RNA, 2353 nt
Organism: Cokeromyces recurvatus
Lineage: Eukaryota; Fungi; Mucoromycota; Mucoromycetes; Mucorales; Mucoraceae
Product: kinase-like domain-containing protein
Exons: 15
Coding region: 293-2353 (686 amino acids)
Biological process (GO): protein phosphorylation
Molecular function (GO): protein kinase activity; protein binding; ATP binding
Source: RefSeq, a predicted model, not a curated record
UAACUAUCUUCAUUAAGCAAAAAAAAUAUGGGAGAGAACAUAAGUAAAAGUUCAUUAUUAUCUCCUAUAUAUAAAGAACACUCCUAAAUUUACAUAAGCAAAAGUCAAAAGCAAUACAAAUUUAAUAGAUAAAAUAAAACUAGAACAAUCAAAGAUAGAGGAGCAACUAGCAAUUGAAUAUAUUAAUGAAGCACUUAAUUUAAACAUUUCUCUAGGAGAAUUACAGCAAAAAUUAAAAGAUGGGGUUAUUUUAUGCAAUCUUGUAAAUUAUAUUUGUCCUGGUACAAUAAAGAUGGUUGGUCAAAAAAAGGAUUUAUCAUUUAUUCAGAUUGAUAAUAUUUCUCGAUUUUUACAAGGAGCUAAACAGCUUGGAAUACCAAAUGAACAAUUAUUUCAACCAGAUGAUUUAUAUAAUGGAAAGGAUAUGUCUUCAGUUAUCCAUACAAUAUUAACAUUGGCUGAGAAAACUACAUCCUUAAAUAAGGAGAAAAGUAGCAAAGAUAAACAGGAUAUUAAGAUUGAUAAACAUGUUGACACUACUAUACAGCUUCCACAGUAUAGACAUAUAAAAGAUAUAUUUACAGAGGAUUCUUCACAGAAGCAGCAAGCUUCUAAUAAAAAAUCACUUCAAGUAAAUACAAAUAUGACACAACAUUCUUUAUUAACAAAAGCUCGUCCAUUAAAGUCACCUUUAAGACAAACAUCAAUUCAAUCUUUUAUUAUUCAAAAAAGAUCUUCUGAUAUCACUUUAUCAGAUGAAUCAAAUCUUUCGUCAUCUACUUCAUCGAUUUGUUCAUCUCCUACAGUACCAAAGACACCUAUAAGUCCUCUUAUUUUAUUGUCAGAAAGAAAAUUAGUAUAUCAAGAAAAUAAUUUACCAACUGGCAUGAUUGAUUCCUUUGAAGGUCUAAAAGAAAAUACUGAAAAGAAAAACUGUAAUAAAGUCAUAUUAAAAGAUGGUCAAGGAAAUUAUAUUACAACCUAUCAACUCGGAAACUGUAUAGGAAAAGGUCAAUUUGGGUCUGUUUACAGAGCACUUGAUUUAUAUAAUGGAGAAGUUGUAGCAAUUAAACAAAUUAAAUUACAAGAUGAAAAUCUUUAUAAAGAAAUUAUGAAAGAAGUCAAUAUAUUGAGGACUUUAAGUCAUUCUAACGUCGUAAAAUAUAUCGGAUUUAUUCCAACUCAAGAUUACUUAAAUAUAGUAUUAGAAUAUAUAGAGAAUGGCUCACUUUUGGCAACUCUAAAGGCUUUUGGCGCAUUUCCAGAAAAACUUGUAGCAUCUUUUUGUAUAAAGAUCUUGAAGGGACUCGAAUAUCUUCAUGAAAAUCAAGUUGUCCAUUGUGAUCUUAAGGCUGCUAACAUCUUGACAACAAAAACUGGGGAUGUUAAAUUAACUGAUUUUGGUGUUUCUCUUAAUCUUAAAGCUGUAGUAAAUACAAAUACAAUUUCGGGGACCCCGAACUGGAUGGCUCCUGAAGUGAUUGAAUUGAAAGGUGCAACUACAAAAUCAGAUAUUUGGUCAUUAGGUUGUACUUUAAUUGAACUAGUAACUGGUAAACCGCCUUACAAUGAUUUGUUGGCUAUGUCAGUGAUGUUUCGUAUUGUCGAAGAUGAUUAUCCUCCUUUACCUGAAAAUAUAUCAAAGGAAAUGGAAGAUUUUCUUUUAUGUUGCUUUCAAAAGAAUCCAAAUAAGAGAUCUUCAAGUAAAGAAUUGCAACAACAUGAAUGGAUCAUAAAGAAUCAACAAAAGAGAAGCCAAAAAAAAAAAACAUUAUCAAAAGUAAAUAAUACAAUAAAAGAGAUCUCAUCACAUACUGAAAGACAAUAUUAUUCAUUAAAUGCUCAUUCAACAUCAUUCAUGGAUGAUAAUAAUAGUCAUCAAUUUAUUAAAACUUCUUUUGGAAAAGAAGUCGAAUGUAAAGUUUGUAAUGAAAUAAUGGUUCAUGAUUCAAUAUUCUGCGAAGUAUGCUCACUUUUAUGUCACAAGGAAUGUAAAAAGUUAGCAUUUUCAUGUCCUCCUAAAGUAAAUGAUCAACAGCCUUCUUAUGAUUGGGUAUUUUCAGCAAAAAUAUAUAAUAAUCGUAGUUACAGUAGUGAAAGAUAUACAAGAAAGCAUAUUCCUCAAGAAUUUAAAAAAAAUUAUACAACUGGUAACACAUUAAAUAAUCGUUCACAUGUUGAUAAUAUUAGAAAAUUUUCUCGUGCAUUAGGCUUAACUGUACAAGAACAGCUAGCUUUAUCUCAAAAUACUGCUUUACUUGAUCAUACGUUAAAUAUCGAAAAAUCAAUAAAUCCUUGCCAUCAAACAACUGAGAAAAAAAAAGGUCAAGAUGAACAAUGUAGUAUCAUGUAA